AACAAAAUAGCAGGUAAGUGUAUGCCUUGGACAGUUUUAAUUGUUUAUACUGGCAGCACUGACAGAAUGUUUUUAAAACGGUUAACGAAUCUUUGACAGUAGGAGGAAGAAGAGAUUUUUUCCCAACGGAACAAUGUUCGCGUGGCGGGAAGUAAGUUGAAUAGAAAGAAAGAAGACCUGCGGGUUUAAAUCGGUGAGUGUUAGAAAUAUAAUCUCAUCUGUGAUUGUAUUAGAGAGAUGAAGGGAUAAUUAAGAAUGAAGAAUGAGAAUUAGAAUAGAAACAGCCAAGAAUAAGCCAAAUGGUUGUGAGUGGACAGGGUCGGGCUAUAAGGGGAGUUGUGGAGGCCCGCGGCGGAGAAAGAAUCUCCGCCAAACAAUCAGAAUAGAAUUUACGUUGUAUCAGAAUCUGAAAUGAGUAUAAAUUUGGAAAUCACUUCAUCUCUCACUCUGUAGUAUUAUGUUGUAUAUUUUCAGAUAUAUAUCUUGUCGUUAUGUCUCGUUAGAACUCAGGCAUGGUUGAUACUUUGGUUGUCAACCUUGCAUAUGUAUAGACGUCACGACAAAUUGGAGGAGAUGCUGUGCGAGCAUAUUAUUAGUAAGCGAAGCAUGUACAGUAGAACUUAUACCUUUUCGUUUGGCUCGGGAGGCUCCGAGGUAGAACGGAAAGGUGUUAGAACAGAACGGUGGAGACCAAGAAACUCACAGAACGGUGGAGACCUAGAAACUCACAGAAUGGUGGAGACCUAGAAACUCACAGGACGGUGGAGACCUAGAAACUCAUAGGACGGUGGAGACCUAGAAACUCACAGCACGGUGGAGACCUAGAAACUCAUAGGACGGUGGAGACCUAGAAACUCAUAGAAAGACUCAGAAGUUAGAUGUACGUUUCACAGUUAGACAUACAUGAGGUACAGAGUCCAUAGCCUAGGAAUCCUAGUUUGGUCUCACAUUAAUAGAACGUAUAUAUUUUUGUUGUCAUUUAGAAGAACCCUAUGCUAGGAAUCCUAGCUCGGGCUCAUUAAUAUAAUAUACAAAAGAAAACAAUAAAUACAAAAGGAAAAUGUGUGUUUUAUUUAAUUGUGAAUUUAUUUGAUGUAUUUACCAGCUAAUUAUUGUAUUUUGAAAUGAUGCGAUAUACGUAACGAUGUAUAAGUGUAAAGUAAAAUGUCACAGGUGUUGGAGAGUGUGAAGUCGAUAUAAAAAUCGAUAAGAGUUGUAGGCGAAAAAACGCCUCAUGUUCGUUAGGUUGGCAGCAGUGUGAUGGUUUGUUCUUGUUACCAUAAAUUUAUCCUAACAAGAUCUAAGCGUUUCUUAUUGGCCAAUUUAGAAAUUAAGGUUAUGUUAUUGGUUAUUAAGGCCUAUGAUUACCAGAUGACAUAUGGAUUUGUAAAUGGAAACGUACUUGUCAGCUUUGGCGCUCUUUUAAUCUAAGGAUAACUUCAGACGGAUGUUUUGUAUGAAAAUGUUUGGUCUGAAGUCAGGGUAUGAAUGUUCGCAAUCGUGAUAAAAGUAUAGAAAAAGAAAAAAGAAAAAACAUGGCUUGGCUAAGAUUGUUAUUGUUUGCAAGCGUUAUUUAGAUUAGUGGUUAUUGUAUUGUAAGUAAUCUUAUCGUGAAAGCGUAAUAAGUAUAGUUAACCACGGAAGAUACACUGGGCCAUUAUUGUGCUAUAGGCAUAUUUGUGGAUAAUCAAAGGAAGCAAGGAUAUAAACUACGUUCAAAAUGGAUGACGCCAUGCUAGUUCGUCUGGAGCUCAUCCAUGAGCGGCUAGCCAACUUGUUGAAGCAAAGCGCCGCCAUGGAAACUGUCACUGAAGAUGAUCUCAAUAAGCAGAUCCAAAAGGUUGAGGAGUGCAAUUCCAAACUGACGGAUGAAAUUCAUUUUUAUUUGGAGAAAAGUAGUCGAACAUCAAGCGAAAGUUUGAAAAUGUUCACCCAGACGCAGUUUCAAGCAGAAGAAUGGAAAGUAGAGAUGAAAGGUCUUAUAAAAGGUCACUCUUCGGUCACAAAGAGCACAGCCAAACUGCCGAAACUCACGUUACCAACUUUUAAAGGAGAUACUCUUAGGUGGGCCGAAUUUUGGGAUAGAUAUAAGAGUAAUGUACAUGACAAGGACUUACCAGAUUCUGAAAAGAUGGCAUAUCUUCUCGGCUGCCUGGAAGGGGAGGCUCUUCAGACAGUGGAGGGCCUCGGUAUAACAGCAAGGAAUUAUGACGUAACAUUAGGAAUUCUAAAAGAAAGAUUUGGGAACCAGCAAAAGGUAAUUGAUGCGCACUACGAUGCCAUCAACAACCUUCAAAGAGCAGCGCAUAAUGCCACAGACUGUAGAACGAAUUUCAACAUAGUAGAGAGGCAUUUGAGAAUUCUCCAAAGCUUAGGGGAAGUCAUAAAUGGUAACCAUUUAAGAUCGGCUAUAUUGUCCAAAUUCCCAGAGAAGGUAGUUUAUGAGUUGCACCUAUUAACAUUGACAGACAACAUAGAUAACAUACGAAGCGGUCUCCAAAAAAUAAUUACAGCAAUGGAGAUUGCGAAAGAAAGCGUUCCAAGUAGUAGUGAAAAAAUCUCCACAGCUGCACUACAUAUUUCUGCCUACCAGCGGAAAGGGAGGCCGGAUAGCAGGAGGAUAUCACACAAAAAAGGAACCCUUAAAAGAAAACUACCUGACACGGAAAAGACGUCGAAAAAUAAGAAAGCUAAGAUGGCUUGCAUUUUUUGCCAAGGCGAGCACUACAAUGCAUCCUGCACAGUGGUUAAGGAUAUAAAUGAUAGGAAAAAGAAGCUCGGCAAAAGAUGUUACACUUGCUUCAAGGAAGGGCAUAGAGCAACAACAUGCCACAAUAGGAAGCCGUGCUACUUCUGCAAAGGAAGUCAUAAUCAAGCUUUAUGUCCACAAAAGCCAGGUAGGAGUAAUAAUAAUAUAGAAUUAUCUAUGGCAUCUGUGUCAUCAUCUAAAAAUAAUGACAUCAAUAUUAAACAUAAUAAUUGUUCUUACCCACAGACGGCAAUAGUGGAGGUGGGGCAGAAGAACUCAAAAAAGACUAAGACACGAAGACUGAUUCUUGACAAUGGCAGUGGUCGCAGCUAUAUUACCAGGAAGCUUGCACAAGAACUUGACUUAGCAGCAGAUCAGGAAGAUGAAUUGAUGGUAUUUGUCUUCGGUGCUGACGACCCCGUUAACAUUUCCAGCCCAUCCGCUGACAUCCAAAUCAGAACAAGAAGAGGUAUCAGAAGAGAUAUUCGAGUAAACAUUGUGCGCCGUAUAGCGAAUUAUCUUGGUCCUCCCAUGAGUAUGGAUGGAAUUCAUGGAGUAGAUGUUAUAGCUGAUGACGGGUCUGCUAGUGAAGAACCACAACUUUUGAUAGGUGGUGACUAUUGUUAUUCAUUUUACAGAAAAGAAAUGAUAUUGCUGAAGGAUCACUUAUAUUUAAUUAACACAGAUUUUGGCUGGACAAUUGCCGGCAAGGUCCUACAAGAAGAGAAUAACAAUACACUAUCUGUCAUCAUGUACUGCCAAUGCCAAGAUUCAGUAAUACCCUAUUUUGUAACACCAGACUUGCCACUCCGGGAACCAGACAUCAGGUUUCUUUGGGCCUUAGAAAGUAUUGGGAUUGUAGACUCUCUUAAAAUAACUAGAGAGGAAGAAGCAAUCAAACAUUUUAACGAAACGGUCAAAUAUGAGGAUAAGAGAUAUCAGGUGAAGUGGCCCUGGAUAAUAUACCCACCUGACUUGCCCACUAAUUAUGGUCUUGCUUAUGGGAGACUGUCGAGCUUAAUUAGAAGAUUAGAACAAGAUGCCAUGGAAGAGUAUGAAAGCAUUCUGAAAGAACAACUGGCCGCAGGGGUUAUAGAAGUUAUAGAUCCUUCGGAAAUUGAUUCUAAGACACAUCCUGUUCACUAUCUUGCCCAUCAUAUUAUCCUUCCGAAGGGAAAGAAAGGGCGUGUGGUGUACGAUGGUUCAGCUAAACUUAAGAAUAGUAAGAGCCUCAAUGAAUGCAUGUACAGAGGACCUUCGAUGCUUGAAGACUUGACCGCUCUCCUUUUGAGAUUCAGAGUCAACAAAAUUGGAAUAACAGCAGAUGUUGAAAAAGCCUUUCUUCAAGUAGGGUUACAACAGGAGGAUAGAGACGUGACCAGGUUUUUAUGGCUUAAGGACCCCAAACAAGGAGUGACUGAGAAGAACCUUCUCCAUCUGCGCUUCUGUCGUGUCCCGUUUGGGGUAAUAUCUAGCCCAUUUUUGUUGACGGCUACGAUUCGACAUCAUUUGUCAAAGGGGGACCAGAACCUUAUGUCGAAAAUAGCAGAAAGAACCUACGUGGACAACCUAGUCACUGGAACAGACACGUUAGAGGAAGCUCGUGAUCUUGUAAACAAGGCUAGGGCGACGUUCACAGAAUUGUCGAUGAAUAUAAGAGAAUGGACAUCCAACAACAAACUAUUGUUGAAAAGUAUACCAAAACAGUUUCGAUCAAAAGACACUGAAUCAACAAAGGUAUUAGGACUCAACUGGCACAUGGGAAAGGAUACACUGAAGCUAAGGGUAGGUGAUGUGCUCUCAGACACAAAGCAAGACAAAACAACUACAACAAAACGAGGAAUAUUGCGAACUCUUGCUUCAUUAUAUGAUCCUUGCGGAUUAGCGGCACCCUUAAUUUUGCCUGCGAAGCUCCUCCUUCAAGAAUUAUGGAAAAGGAAAGAAAAAUGGGAUUCUCAAUUGCCAGAGGACUUAGAGGAAGAAUGGCAGAAGGCAGUAAGUGCUAUAAAGACUGCGGCUGAAAUAGAAAUUCCUAGACAUGUUGGCCUGUCACCAAAUGAAGACACAGAAUGUGAACUUCAUUGCUUCACUGACGCAUCUAAAAGAGCCUACUCAGCUGUAGUAUAUCUGAGGUUAGUAAAUGAGAAAGAAAAGAGCACUAAAGUGAUGUUCAUCAUGGCUAAAUCUCGGGUUACCCCGAUAAACCACACAGAAGACCUCAAAAUACCAAAAUUAGAAUUACUUGGAUUUGUCAUCGGAAAGCGACUCUUAACUUAUGUAAAGAGCACCCUUAGAAUAGAGUUGAAACGACUAUGCCUUUGGUCCGACAGUGAGAUAGUUUUAUACUGGAUGAAAUCAGAAAAGUUAUUGCCGCCAUUCGUCUGCAGAAGAAUAAACGAAAUUAAACAAAAUAAAGAUAUAGAGCCUAGAUAUGUCAAUACAGAAUUGAACCCUGCAGAUCUAGCAACACGACCGGAACUUUGGCACACGAAGAAGGAAUUGUGGUUCAAUGGACCUCAAUUUCUUUCGCUGAGUGAGGAGGGCUGGCCGAAGUUGCAAGAACACAGCCAGUCAGCUCUUUUCGCAGGAACCGAUUCGACAACGGAUACCAUGGAGAUGGACCUAUCAUCUCAAGCAGAAGAAUCAAUCGGAGGAACCAUAGAACAGGAAAAUACGGAAGGAAUGACAAUAGAUAUAGAGAAUAUAGAAGACAAUGGCCAGAUGCAGGUUUCGGCUACCGGGGUUGAUACAAAUUGCACAGAGAUAAAGAAUUUACAAAAAUUAUACUUUCCACAAGAGGCAGCAGGAAAGAAAACAAGCCUAUCAAGGAAUUUAGGACUAUUUGUGGAUAUGGAUGGAUUAUUAAGAUGUAAAGGUCGGCUUAUGAACACAAUGUGUUCAUAUGACACCAAAUAUCCGAUACUGAUACCUAAGAACUCAGAAUUUACAGACAGACUGAUCCUGGAGACUCAUCAGAAGUACUACCAUGUGGGAGCCCCACAUACACUAAGCAUUAUUCGCCAGAAAUACUGGAUUCCUCAAGGAAGAGCUAAGGUCCAGCGAAUAAUUAGAAAAUGCCAGCAGUGUAUUAAACACGGAGGUGGUCCCUACAAACUUCCGCCCACACCAGCACUGCCAGCAGAACGUGCUAAUUAUAGUGCUCCUUUCACAUAUACCGGAAUCGACUAUUUCGGGCCAAUCUUUGUCACGGAGGACGGACACAUGAGAAAAAGAUGGAUUUGUCUGUAUACAUGUCUGGCUGUACGCGCAAUUCACAUGGAAGUAGUUAAGGAUUUAACUGCAGAGGAAUGUUUACUUGCAAUGAGAAGAUUCAUAUCUACACGAGGAAAACCAGAACUCAUAGUCUCGGACAAUGCAUUACAGUUUAAAUUAACUGCAGAAUUAUUGGCGAACACAUACUUCGUGGACAAUAAGAUAAGGUGGAAAUUUAUCCCUCAGCUCAGUCCAUGGCAUGGAGGGUUUUACGAAAGGCUGGUCGGCGUUGUGAAGAAUUGCAUGAAGAGAACCUUAGAGAAGAGAGUUCUAAAUGACUCACAGCUAGGUACAGUUGUGAAAGAAAUCGAAGCUGUGGCGAACUCACGUCCACUUACUUGUGUUGGGUCUGAUAUAGAAUAUGUUUUAGGGCCGGCAGACUUUCUAACCUACGGGAAAUGUAUAGCGAUUGAACCUUCUAUACAAAAUCCGCAUCCAGGUGGUACAGUCACAAAAGAAAAUCUAAUUGAAGGAUGGAAGAAGGGUAGAGUGAUCCUAGAAGAAUUUAAAAGAAUGUUUCUGGGACAAUACCUUUGCAGUCUACGUGAAAGGUACCAACAUUCACACAAGGAACCCCGAGUUAAAACUAACCAAAGCCCUCAUAUUGGUGACAUAGUCCAGAUUAAAGGUGACUCUAAAAAUAGAGAGAACUGGAAGGUGGGAAAGAUCAUCAGUUUAGAACGAGGUGCCGACGGAGAGUGCAGAGUUGCAAAGGUCAAUGUUGAAGGAAAGGAAUUUAUAAGGUCGAUAGGUCACUUAUAUCCACUAGAGGUGGAAGAAGAUACACUAGAAGAUCCAAGAACCGAAGAAAGAAUCCUAGAAAAUCCAGAUGUAAGGGAGACAGAGGAAUCUUCACUACAGGAAAUCCCAGAGAUAUCUGAAAGAGAAACCAGAUGUCCUGAAAGGGAAUCAACAGAACAGAUGCCACAAGAAAUUGCAGUAGAGGAUGAUGUUAGAUUGGAAACCAAUGGUUCAGACGAAAUGCUCACUCCCGUAGAACGUGUGCAGAGAAAUGGCAGUGUUGAGCGUGCUAACGUGGUGACUGAAGGUGACGAAGAGGUAGAGAGAGUAGAAACUGUGUCAAAUGCGAAUGAAGAAAGAAUUAGGAGAGCAGCUGCUGUCCGGGCGAGAGAAAGGAUUGCCCAAUGGACUAGCCAGCUGAUAGCCCUGCUAUAGAAACUCGCGCCGCUGGGGAAUGUCGCGACGUACGCGAUCCUCAACAAAAUAGCAGGUAAGUGUAUGCCUUGGACAGUUUUAAUUGUUUAUACUGGCAGCACUGACAGAAUGUUUUUAAAACGGUUAACGAAUCUUUGACAGUAGGAGGAAGAAGAGAUUUUUUCCCAACGGAACAAUGUUCGCGUGGCGGGAAGUAAGUUGAAUAGAAAGAAAGAAGACCUGCGGGUUUAAAUCGGUGAGUGUUAGAAAUAUAGUCUCAUCUGUGAUUGUAUUAGAGAGAUGAAGGGAUAAUUAAGAAUGAAGAAUGACAAUUAGAAUAGAAACAGCCAAGAAUAAGCCAAAUGGUUGUGAGUGGACAGGGUCGGGCUAUAAGGGGAGUUGUGGAGGCCCGCGGCGGAGAAAGAAUCUCCGCCAAACAAUCAGAAUAGAAUUUACGUUGUAUCAGAAUCUGAAAUGAGUAUAAAUUUGGAAAUCACUUCAUCUCUCACUCUGUAGUAUUAUGUUGUAUAUUUUCAGAUAUAUAUCUUGUCGUUAUGUCUCGUUAGAACUCAGGCAUGGUUGAUACUUUGGUUGUCAACC
Molecule: messenger RNA, 7777 nt
Organism: Cydia fagiglandana
Lineage: Eukaryota; Metazoa; Arthropoda; Insecta; Lepidoptera; Tortricidae
Exons: 2
Coding region: 1721-7198 (1825 amino acids)
Biological process (GO): DNA integration
Molecular function (GO): nucleic acid binding; zinc ion binding
Source: RefSeq, a predicted model, not a curated record